AUGUCUGAUACUAGUCAUCAGAAUUCAACAUUAAAGACGUCAGCUGAGCAUAGUGAAUCAGAAUUAAUAAUAUCAUCAGAUAUUAAUACAGAGCCUAGAACAUCGACUAGUCCACAACCUCAUGUUUCUACGUGGGUGUAUAUUAAAUGGUUCAUAUGGUCUACUAUUGCAAGUAUUUUUGGAUGUAGUAUACCUGUCUUUACACCAUAUGACAAUACUUGGCCAACUACAUCAAUUUUAAUUGAUCAUAAUAAAUUCGAAUCUGAUCAUUCAAAUCUACAUGAGAAUAUUGAUGAUGCAUAUAAUACACAAGUAUUGAAUGAAGUGAAUGAUGUAUGUACAACAAAAAAUACCAUUUCUUGUCUUUCAUCAUCAACUUGUGAUUUUGAAUUGGAUGUGAAAACAGAGACAGAAAACAUUACACUUUCUUUUCAAAAUCAUAUUCCUGAAAAUGAAAUAAACUUGGAUUCUUCUUCUAAAGACGUUAUUGAUAAUAACAAUAAUAAUUAUAAUAAUAUAUCAUCAUUGAAAAAUGGAUAUUUUUGUGAUAUUGACCAAACAUUAAAUUAUAAACCUUUAACAGAUACGGAAGUAAUUCCAAUUUCUACAACAUUAUUUACUGAUUCUGGAUAUUUAUAUAGAGAAUCUAGUCAUGUAACAUUUACCUUAUUGGAUUCAUAUCAGUCGGAUUCAGUGAACGGUUAUAUUGAUAAGGUAACUCAUGAUAAUUAUGUUCAUAAUUUAAUAAACUCUGUAUUACCACGUAAUUUAUCUAAUUCAAGUGAUAUAAGUGUACCAGUUGAAGUACGUAAAAUGUAUGCAUGGAAUAAAUCAACACCGAUUGAGCCACAAACAUCCAUUGACAAUCAUGUAACUGAAUGUAAUUUCGAAGUAGGAUCAAUUUUAUCAGAUGAUAUAGAUGCAUCACCUGGACAACUUAAUUCAUCUGAUCAUUCUUAUCCACCUUUGAGUCCUAAUACACUGGAAGACGAUAGUUUACAAGCUGAAUGUUUUGAUAAAUCACCUGAAAUAGACUUAAAUUUACCAGAUGUUAGUCGAUCAGAUCAGACAUUGGCAUGGGCAAUGUCUAAUCUAUGUAUUGAUAAUACAACCAAUGAAAUAGAUACUGAUUCAAAUGCGAUUCUAUCAAAUAAACAAACGGAAGACCUAUCACCUUCCAAUGAAACAGUUGAUUUCAUUGAAAAAGUAGAUAAAAAUUGCAUUAUAUCUUCUCGACCUCCUGUGCCAAAUUCUUUACAGCGACCUAGCAGAGAUCGUAGUCCUGUCUAUCAUACAAACAUUAACAACAAUCGAAAAAAGAAUUCAAUAGAUUUACCAACCUUCUUACCAUUUGAAGGUAAUCAAAUUUUCUCAAUAAAAGAUAAAGUUGAAACUCCUGAACCUAUUAAACCAAAACGUAGUAGUUCACUAAAAUCCAAUAGAAGCCUUUCAGAUACACAUGUUCCAAAAGCUGUUCGUUUUGCUGAUGCUCUAGGACUUGAUUUAGCAACUGAACGACACGUAUAUGAUUCUGAAGCUCCACCGAAAAUACCAGCUUCUGCUAUAUUGUAUUUACAGUUGGAUUCUGAUGAAUCUAUUGCAAAAAUCGGUGCAAAACAGUUUGGUUUAUGUUUCUCACAACCAGGUUUAGCAUCUAAUUUUAUUCGUCGAGUGCUUACCAGUAAUAUAUGCCUAGAAGAUUGUCAUAUUGAUAUGCAACGUUGUAUACUAACUGGUACAAUAAGAGUCAAAAGUUUAGGUUAUGAGAAACAUGUUACUAUUCGCAUUACAUAUAACAACUGGAUUACGUUUUUCGAUACUUCUGCAUCAUACAUUCAAGGAUCAUAUGAUGGUGUAACGGAUAAAUUUUCAUUUAGUUUAAUCUUUCCUGAUACAAUGGUACCAGGUGAUAAAGCACAAUUUGCUAUACGAUAUGAAACACAUACUGGUGAACAAUUUUGGGAUAAUAAUCAUGGUCAAAAUUAUUGUGUAACAUGUUAUGCAAAAGCCACAGAUCUAGCUGGUGAUGGAUCAUGGAUGCAUUAUCUUUGAUUCUCGUAUUUUCAAAUUGUAAUGAACACUGUUAAAAUUAUUUACUCAAUUAUGAUUGUUCAAUAUUCAAACUAUCACUUAAUAACUUUAGUUUGUCUUGACCUUUUUUUCACGCAUACAUACAUACACGCAUGUGGACAUAAAAUUGGUCCGUACAAAAAAAUAUUAUCAUGCCAAUCAUUCAUUACCCAAGACACUGCAGUUAGCUUUCAAACAUAUAUAUAUAUAUUAAUUAUUAUUAUAAUUAAUUAAACUGCCUUACAUUCAAAAAUCAUCUUCAUAUUAGUCAAUGCACACAAUUAGUCUUUCAUCGGGAUUUACUUUUCAUUAUUUUUGAAAUUUUCAUUCUUAAAUUUAGAAUUUCAAGUUGACAAUAAAAUGUUCCCUUAUCUUUUCCGAUUUAUUAUGUAUUUACAUAACCGCAAAAUUUUUCAAAAAAAAAAGAUUUUUUCCCUAUAUAGAACACGUUGAGGUGAAGUGUAAUGUUUUUGAUUGGGAAGUGAGAUAUUUAUGAUGAUCAACUACUUUUCAACCCUAUGCAUUACGAUAAUAAUAAUAAUCAUUACUAUUAACUAUUAUUAACAAGAAUAACGUUGUUAUCGAUAAUGUUUGUUUAAUUUACUGUAAAUAGCUGAUAGAUCGACCAAAAAAAGAAAUAAACUUCCUGG
This is a messenger RNA of Schistosoma haematobium, 2720 nucleotides long. It is a transcript of the gene PPP1R3E, whose product is annotated as Protein phosphatase 1 regulatory subunit 3E. Gene Ontology annotation, biological process: regulation of glycogen biosynthetic process. The record is from RefSeq and is a predicted model, not a curated record. NCBI's taxonomy places the organism in Eukaryota, Metazoa, Platyhelminthes, Trematoda, Strigeidida, Schistosomatidae. Gene Ontology annotation, cellular component: protein phosphatase type 1 complex. The transcript has a single exon. The coding region runs from base 1 to 2052 and encodes 683 amino acids. Gene Ontology annotation, molecular function: protein phosphatase 1 binding; glycogen binding.